This is a messenger RNA of Fonsecaea multimorphosa CBS 102226, 213 nucleotides long. RefSeq lists its product as uncharacterized. The record is from RefSeq and is a predicted model, not a curated record. The transcript has a single exon. NCBI's taxonomy places the organism in Eukaryota, Fungi, Ascomycota, Eurotiomycetes, Chaetothyriales, Herpotrichiellaceae. The coding region runs from base 1 to 213 and encodes 70 amino acids.
AUGCCCUUGGACUUGGCCUAUCUAGGCGCAACUGAUGGCGUGUGGGCCGCUUUCGACAACAAUCACCAACAAUUUUUCGAACAAAAGAUCGCAUUUGAAUCAUUGCCCAAUGUCAAACUGUCUCGGUCGCUGGACCAUGAUGGUCGCCCCAUCAAUGUUGCUCAAGCAAGUUCUCUGCAUUCUGAUCAUGUGACGAGGCUGAGUCGGGACUGA